AUGGGUGAGGACAUUCGCUUCAGGGUUGUACAAUGGAAUGGUAAGGACACGGAGCCGCUCAAAUUUUGUGUCCUCAUCUAUUGCGUAUUCAGAUUAUCGUCUUAUUUUAUCCUAUCAUCCCGUUCGCCAGUUAAAGGAGAUAAGGGAUUGCAAGCUAAAGAACUGCGCGAUGCUACAGCACAGGCGAUAUCGAAUGCAUGGAAGGAUUCCCGUUCAGCAUCGACAGCCUUAGCCAAGCUGGUGAACAAUGUGAACACCUCACUGCUCCAGGGCUUCAACGAUUCUUUUACCGCGGAGCUGACACCCGCUCAACGGGAGGACUAUGACGCAGUAGUGGCCCAUGUCAAGAGUUGCUACGAGGGACCACACCUUCAAAAUAUGGCACGGCGAGCUUUAGCGAAAUGCAAGAAAGAACCUGGAGAAUCAACUUCGGCGUUUGCAGAUCGAAUUUUCAGUUAUAGUGUUGUUUUUACCGCUCAAACGCCUUACCAACCUCCGGAUGGAUCUGUGUUAAUAUGGUCGCCCGACAAGGAGGAAUCCUGUGGCUUUGUACUGGUGGCUAAAAUGGCAGGUCACCUUCUUGGUGACAUUUGGAUCAGCGAUUCCAAGGAGUUCGCACUUUCGUGGCACGAUGACAGCUCCCACCUCAAUCCCAUCAAAAUACAGGUAGGCGAUAGGGUAUUCCUACGCGAUUUUGCACCUAAAAUUGGAUUAUCGCAAAAAUUAUGCAAUCCUUGGCUGAGGCAGUUUCGCGUGAUUGCGGUAGAUCCACCUCACUUUACUAUCAUUAGCGUUUCCGCACCGCAAUCUUCCUCCAAAAAGGUGCAUAUGAAUCAGAUUAAAAAAUGCUUUCGCGUUGUCGAGCCCGUAUUCACCUCCCCGUGGGUGCCAGCGCAGGAACAAGCAGAGCUGACCGCAGUAGGAGCAUCCGAUGUCACAUUGGGUCGUGAAUAUACUGUUUUCACUGAAUCAGAAAUGUCAAUACCCGCUGCCGUUUCACACGGCUACAACACUGCUUCAGAUCCCGUCGCUCUUCAUUAUGAAUCGUCUAGCAGAAAACGGUUCGAAUUUUUAGGUGCAGUUCAUUCACCGCUCUGGCGUAGCUCACUUCAUGAGCAUUCAACAGAGCAUAUCACUCCAGCAACAUGUAUUAUAAUCAUCACCGACUAG
Molecule: messenger RNA, 1170 nt
Organism: Cylicocyclus nassatus
Lineage: Eukaryota; Metazoa; Nematoda; Chromadorea; Rhabditida; Strongylidae
Source: the annotation of a GenBank genome assembly